CGACCAGCCAGCCAAUCAAAUCAUUCAGUAGUGCGGCGUACCGUUCAGCCAUGUUGUGGUUUUGAAUGAGGAAGAAGCGGGAGAUAGUACUCUUCAACGAGUUUUUUAACCAAAUAACGAGUUCUUCGAGGUGUUGAACGGAUUAGUUUGAGACACGACACCAUAACGGACAUUCCGAUUUCGUUGAUUGCGACCUCUUGCGUCAUCGCAGUAAUUUAGACAUAGUUUUGCAAAUUAGCUGCGGUGCUAACAACGUUGGCUAGCAAGCUAGUUAGCAUUGCUAGCAAAUAGGCUAGCGAAUUCUCCGUGAGAUUACCAUCAGUCAGCUGGAAAUUCUUUAAUUUAACCCGUCUCGCGCGAAUGACUCGAGUUCGGUUAAUUUGUGUUGACGCCAAAGACCGCUAGACGGCACCUACUCGAAGCCAUUUUCAUUUUUCAACUAGCGGCGUGAUUUAGCCAACUUUAAACCAUGCUGAAUAAAUUGUUGGAAUGGGUCGAAUCAAGCGUUGCUAGUUUUCGCAAUGGUGUUCCAGCUGGGGAACCGUCUCGUACAGAACGGCCGCCGGAAGAAGAUCAAAUAAGGAGGAAAAGGAAAAGACCAAAUGAAUGUUUAAACGAUGGGCAUGUAGGCGACCAAAAUGAACUUGCAGUUAAGAAAUCUAGAAUGGGAGAUCUUCUUGACACUGUCAAAAUUGCAGCUGAAGGAGUAAAACAUCGGAGCGCUAGUGUGGCGACAUGGAUGAAGAACACCGUUAGUCCUACCUUGAGAAACAUAAUGCCUGCAUCCUCUGGUCACUCUCAACAACCACAGCCUUCAACAUCGGCCACACAAUGUACACCAGCUUGUAUACACUCUGAAAUAAACCCCCUGGACCGGACUUUUGUUGCUCCAGCCACAACUUUGCAGUGGAAAUCACCCACAUCAGUUUGCAGGCGACAAGCGCACUUGAGCCCUAUACAUCAGGAAGUCCCGAAAAUAAAUGGGCACUCGGGCACAUUGCACCCCACUGUCCCUCUGAAACUGCAUCCCUCUGCACGACUUGGCAGGCCCAUGAACAUGAGGAAAUACACAACACCAAGUGUGGUUAGCGGAGGGUCCACAACAAGCAGCUCAUGCACCAGCAUGUAUGACAAGACAUUUCCAAACAAACUACCACAGAGGCCGUCUCACAGAAUUUCACAAGGCCGCAUACAUCAGGCCAAAACCCGCUGCACAGCACAAGAGUCUGUUCAUUUAGAGGAGAAGGAAGCAUACAGGCAGCUCCUGACUAUGGUCUCAGGCGGUCAGUCUUGUCUUCGCAAUGGCUACUCGCAUUCCAUUGCGAGGUCACAGAGAGACUUCACCAGCUUCCUGAGCCCCAGCCGCAGACUGCUACCUAUGUCGUCGCUCACCGAUUCGUUGGAAGGUGAUAUUUCAGAGGGACCAAGCAGCCCUCGCAGCCCUAUGGCUGUUUCCAGCCAGAGUUCUAGCAACCUUCCCAGCCCAGUGGCUUCCACUUACAAGCAAGGGAGCUCGCAGACAUGGUCUCUGGAUGCAGACCACCACAUGUCUAGUCAACCCUCUCCAUCCGCUGUGCUGGACACGACCUCUCAGGACACGCAGUCAUCAGCCCAUGAUGGAGACUCUGUCAUUAUCAUAAAUGAGCAAAAGAGUGUAAAGAGCGAUGUCUCAAGCAUUCCAUGUUUCCAAGCAGAGUUGUGGAUCAAAGAACUGACGAGUAUUUAUGACUCUCGAGCAAGAGAAAGACGACGACAGAUAGAAGAGCAGGAGGCCUUGGCCGCCCAGCUACUGCGACAGCGCCUAUCUGAAGGAGGGCAACAAAGUGCAGAUGUGGAGGUUCAUGUUCGAGUUCCUUUAGAGAAGGAGAUCCCUUUAACACUUGCAUUAGAAGAGCCUUUGGACGAUACGCCAGAAUUCCCAGAGCUCACAGAGGAAAUGGAUGCUCAAGUGGACAAGGUGUUACGACGCGGGAGUCCUGAUGAAGUAUUCAGUGAGGGUUUUGGGCUCAGUCUGACCCGCAAAGAUCUGCAGACUCUGAGUGGUCUCAGCUGGCUGAAUGAUGAAGUGAUUAACUUUUACAUGAAUUUGCUGGUGGAGCGGAGCAAGGACACAAAGCUGCCUUCCGUCAACACUUUCAGCACGUUCUUCUAUCCCAAAUUACGUAGUAGCGGGUACUCGGCUGUCCGCCGCUGGACCAAAAAGAUGGAUAUCUUUUCCAAAGACAUCCUGUUGGUUCCUGUUCACCUGAGCAUGCACUGGUGCCUCUCUGUGGUGGAUUUUCGCAAAAAGUCUGUCACAUAUUUUGACUCAAUGGGAGGAAACAAUGAUGAAGCAUGCAAGGUGUUGUUGGAUUAUAUACAACAAGAAAGCAAGGACAAAAAGGGCAAGGAGCUAGACACAACAGGCUGGACUUUACACAGCAAAAAGCGCAAUGAAAUCCCACAGCAGAUGAACGGGAGUGACUGUGGAAUGUUCACAUGCAAAUAUGCAGAUUAUGUAACCAAAGACAAGCCCAUUACAUUCACACAGAAGCAGAUGCCGUAUUUCAGAAGGCGGAUGGUUUGGGAGAUUGUGAAUCGCAAGCUCUUAUGAAAGUGGUUUCGCAGGACAUGUUUAGACUUUUUACAAAAAGCCUCACAACACCAGCCCAUCAGAUCAGGGACUGACGCUGCCACUUUCCAUCUUAAGAGGUUUCUCUAAACUUGGCCUAUGGCGUGCUGGUGGAGCAUCGAGCACUGCCUCCCAGUCAUCUGCCUCUAGUUCAAGUUAUGUUUCGGCUUCCUUGUGCGCACUCACAUUUAAGGAUGUCACCAUGGGGAAAAAUGACUGGCAUUCAGCCUUAAAAGUGAAAUACGGUCAUAAAAGUAAACCUUUAUGAUAUGGGAACUCAUCUUUCAAACGUUCUCUUAGCACUAAAUACAUUGUUUUAAUAAUUGCAAUGUUGAUUCCAUUUAAUUGUUUUUACACGCUCAGGUGAGUAACUCGGACCCUGUCCCUGCCAAAUUUGGGCCAUUUGCGCACGCACGGUGCAUCCAUAUUGUACCUCAAACACUGCAGGGUUUUUGUCAACAGUCAUUAAUGCUCGCCACAUUCAGUUACAGUACUGAGUUUGAAGAAACGUCGUGGUGGGAGAUGUGCGUUAUGUAUAAUCAUACAACCAUGUUUUUGUCUUUCCGGGCUGGAAAAGAGGAGAUGCCAUCAGAGCGAAACUUCAUGGCACCUCUGUAUUUGGCCCAAAAAGUUGCUAUUUGUAAUAUGCACAUUGACAUUAAAAUUUAUUUUUGUAUUUUGAUUAAAGUGCAAAAAAGUAUUUCAACUGCUUUUCAGAGUGUGACUUGGAUGCUGUUGACCAGCUCCUGAAAAAAAAGUACAGUACGUACCGUUGUCUUAAUAGUCAUCAAAGAACGAAAGCAUAAAAACGUUUCCUCACCGAUGAGUCUUGCGAAGUUUGUAAAUUAAGGUUUUAAAGUCUAUUUUAUGUACGUAUGUGUCAAUGGCAAUUUUCAGGUAUUAAUCAGAAUAUUUUAAACUGUAUAUAUUUUAAAAGAACAUGUUUGAACUUUAUUAUGUACUUCCUAUUUUUAUGUAGUAUGUCUCUUGUAGGAAUAAAUUCUCA
Corythoichthys intestinalis (scribbled pipefish) is the source of this 3617-nucleotide messenger RNA. It is a transcript of the gene senp1, whose product is annotated as SUMO specific peptidase 1. The record is from RefSeq and is a predicted model, not a curated record. Gene Ontology annotation, molecular function: deSUMOylase activity. Gene Ontology annotation, cellular component: nucleus. NCBI's taxonomy places the organism in Eukaryota, Metazoa, Chordata, Actinopteri, Syngnathiformes, Syngnathidae. Gene Ontology annotation, biological process: protein desumoylation; proteolysis. Bases 470 to 2593 code for a protein of 707 amino acids. The transcript is spliced from 18 exons.